CCCCCCCCCCCCCGGCCGAGAGGCAGAGGUUGGGCCCGGGAUUUUGGGAGGCUGAACUGUGCUUGAUCAAUAAAAGGAUGCUAAUCUCCAACCUAGGAUCUGUGCCAGGGAUCCUGCUCCGGCAUGGUCCGGACGGUGCACGGCAGCUGCUGAAUGGCAUGCUGCUCCGGCCCGCGACCAUCUUGGGCCUGCACGCCAGACGCCGCGCACUGCACGCCGGCGUGCUGGAAGCAGCGCGAGCGCACGCCGACCGCACGGCGCUGGUGGACGCCUCGGGCUCGCACACGUACGGCCAGCUUCUGGCCGGCGCCGGCCAGGUGGCAGCACUGGUCGCCGGCGCCGUGUCCGAGCCCGGCUCGCGCGUGUGCUUCAUGACGCCCAACGGCCACCAGUACGUGGCCAUGCAGUGGGGCAUCUGGAUGUCCGGCAAUGUCGCCGUGCCGCUGUGUCGGGUGCACCCAUCGGCCCAGCUGCAGUACUGUCUGGAGGACAGCCGGGCGUCGGCCGUGCUCACCACGCCUGAGCUGGCGGCGCGCCUGGAAGCGGCGGCAGCGGGGGCGGCCGGCGGCGUGCCCCUGCUGGUGGCCGAGCCGGGACAGGGGCGGGAGGAGGCGCCCCAGCCGGCACCGGGCGCCGGUGCCGCGACCGACGCCGACGCCGCCGCCAUGAUCCUGUACACGAGCGGCACCACCGGGCCCCCCAAAGGCGUCGUGCUGUCCCACGGUAACCUGCUGAGUCAGGUGCGCGACAUGGUGUCCGCCUGGGAGUGGCGCCCCUCGGACGUGCUGCUACACACCCUGCCGCUCCACCACACGCACGGCAUCGUCAACGCUCUGAUGUGUCCGCUGUAUGUGGGCGCCAGGUGCGUGAUGCUGCCCGAGUUUGAUGCAAAGCGCGUAUGGUGGGAGCUCCUGGACACUGUGGCAGAGACGGCCGACCAGAUCAACAUGUUCAUGGCUGUGCCCACCAUCUACGCCAAGCUGCUGGAGGAGUACAGGAGGAAGAGUAAAAACAACAUCGCCUACCAGUCCUUUGUGAAAGACGUGUGCACUUCGAAAAUAAGAACAAUAGUCAAUACUCGUUUCUACGUCAGACUGAUGAGGACAAAUUUGUUGCGGAAUCAGUCUGACGGCGAGACCCAGACUCACGCCGUCUGGGUCCCAGACUUGAUGGUGAGCGGGUCGGCGGCCCUGGCCCGACCCAUCAUGGACGAGUGGGAGGCGGCCACCGGCCACCGGCUGCUGGAACGGUACGGCAUGACCGAGACCGGCAUGGUGCUCACCAACCCCCUGCACGGAACCAGAGUCCCAGGUGCCGUCGGCCGGCCGUUCCCGUCCGUGGAGGUGCGGCUGGCCCGGUUCAAGCCCGGCUCCGGGGAGCAGUACGACGUGCUGGCGGAGGGCAACAGCCGCGGCACCACCGUCACGCCGGGCUGUGAGGGCCAGGAGGGUGAGCUGCUGGUGCGCGGUCCGUCCGUCUUCAGCGGCUACUGGCAGCGGCCGGAGGUCACGCGCCGCGAGUUCGCGCCCGACGGCUGGUUCCGCACCGGCGACACGGCCGCCCUCACCGGCGACGACGGCCUCUUCCGCAUCCUCGGCCGCACCUCGGUCGACAUCAUCAAGUCGGGCGGCUUCAAGGUCAGCGCCCUGGAUGUGGAGCGCCGCCUGCUGGAGCGCGACGUGCAGGACGUGGCCGUGGUCGGCCUGCCCGACCUCACCUGGGGCCAAAAGAUUGCAGCUGUGGUGGUGGCUUCUGCCGACCUGGACCUCGCCCAGCUGAAGGAGUGGUGCAAGGAGAAGCUGCCCCCGUACGCGGCACCCACUGUGCUGCGGCUGGUGCCCCAGCUGCCUCGUAAUGUCAUGGGCAAGGUCAACAAGAAGGAGCUCGUCAAGACCAUGUUCCCGCAGUCGCGCGCCGGGGUGUAGGUCGCGGCCCGGGCGCUAGGCGGCGCGGCGAUCGCCUGUGCCGGGAAUCACGCCUCGCGGCGAGGUGGCGGCUUGUGACGGUGAUCGCAUGCUGGGAGUGACAGGUGCCAUCGGUGCGGUUUGGUCUGUCGCUUGUGUAUGCUGGGUGGCUCAGUUAGGCAUGCUAUUCUGCGAUGACAAAAUGCGAGGAUGGAUUUCUUCCAGCAUAUGCCAGUUGCUGCUCUGAUUUGGCAGGUGGCAUUUGUGCCUGUGUUCCGCAGGCUCAUUGACUCUUCGUCAAUAGAGUGUCUGUUCAGUGGUGGUGAGCUGCUCAUCACGAACACAACAGCUUGUCUGUAAUUGGAGGUGAUAUUGGGGGUACAGUCACUCAGGACUAGGGCAAUGGUGGUGCUUGCACUGCCCAGAAUUCACUAAUAUUAGCUGUAGAGGAAGGCCCUGUGAUAACUUGGAAUGUGAUUUUAUAGCAGCUGCACUGAUGUCUCAGUGAGCUAUACAUUGAUCAUUGAUUGGUGACAUUUUGUGUCGUUGUACUGUUUGUUCCCUGGGACUCAUAGUGGACAGUACCGGACGUGGACGUGAUCCAUGACUACAAUAAUUGCGUGACAAUAGUUAGCAAGUGUUAUGCGUUUUUGGGAGCUAUGUGCAGAUGGUCUGGACUUGACAGGUAUAGCUGCAUGAUGCUUAAAUGCUUAUGGCUCGCAAAAUAUAGAGCGAUC
Messenger RNA from Pollicipes pollicipes, 2641 nucleotides. Its product is annotated as malonate--CoA ligase ACSF3, mitochondrial-like. Gene Ontology annotation, biological process: fatty acid metabolic process. The record is from RefSeq and is a predicted model, not a curated record. NCBI's taxonomy places the organism in Eukaryota, Metazoa, Arthropoda, Thecostraca, Pollicipedomorpha, Pollicipedidae. Gene Ontology annotation, molecular function: medium-chain fatty acid-CoA ligase activity.